GUCCCGCCUCCCCGUGCGCGGCCUAUUCCUCCUCCCUCCCGCCCGGCCCUGCCUCACCGCCUGUCUCCCCAGCUAUCAGUCACCGCCGGGCCAAGACCAUGUCAACCGGGCACCAGCACAGCCAGAGCCGGGCUAUCCCCACCAGGACCAUCCCCAUCAGCGAUUCCUCUCAGCUACCUCAUGACUACUGCACCACUCCGGGCGGCACGCUCUUCUCCACCACCCCGGGGAGUACCCGGAUCAUUUAUGAUCGCAAGUUCCUGUUGGACCGCCGCAAUUCCCCCCUGGCUCAGACUCCUCCCCACCGCCUGCCUGAUAUCCCAGGGGUAACCAGCCCUAAUACGGCUGUAGUGGAGGCCAAAGUAGAAACAAAAAACUUGAACAAUCAUGACAGGAAGACGAACCUGGGUGACGAUUCUCAGUUCGAGAUGGACAUCUAAUCUCCGAGAUACUCUACAAGAGCUCCCAAAACUUGCGUGUACCUGACUCAGCCAAUAGAAUUACUUUGUUGCAAAACCAUUCUAAGGCGCAGUCCUGCGUGUAGAAAUCUGCCCUUCCAGGUGCCAAAGGUCAACACAAAAAAAAAAGCUCCCUUUAUGUUGUAAUUUUUUUUUUCCCCCUCUCAAGUGGCUCAAUUCGCCCAGCAAUUGGCAGAAGGGUGAUGAGGCUUGUGAGUGUUUGCUGGCUUGGUGUUAACAAGCAGGAAGAGAUACAGUUUGCCAAUACUGUAGAUAACUUAUUAAAAUAGUUGGUGGAAGAAAUUCUGCACCUCCCUUUA
Messenger RNA from Bombina bombina (fire-bellied toad), 778 nucleotides. RefSeq names its product eukaryotic translation initiation factor 4E-binding protein 2-like. The record is from RefSeq and is a predicted model, not a curated record. The transcript has a single exon. Gene Ontology annotation, cellular component: cytoplasm. Bases 99 to 440 code for a protein of 113 amino acids. Lineage: Eukaryota; Metazoa; Chordata; Amphibia; Anura; Bombinatoridae. Gene Ontology annotation, molecular function: eukaryotic initiation factor 4E binding. Gene Ontology annotation, biological process: negative regulation of translational initiation.